Panonychus citri (citrus red mite) is the source of this 3576-nucleotide messenger RNA. RefSeq names its product oxysterol-binding protein 1-like. The transcript has 5 exons. NCBI's taxonomy places the organism in Eukaryota, Metazoa, Arthropoda, Arachnida, Trombidiformes, Tetranychidae. Gene Ontology annotation, cellular component: membrane; cytosol; intracellular membrane-bounded organelle. Bases 193 to 2616 code for a protein of 807 amino acids. The record is from RefSeq and is a predicted model, not a curated record. Gene Ontology annotation, molecular function: sterol binding.
GGCUGUGAUUCAUAUCGAAUUGGGCGCCACAUGAACUGAGCUUCUUCUGCCAUUGGCUGUUGACACCCUAAAGGAUUUUCUCUGCUCUUUGGAUAAGAUUAAAUUGAUUCUGUUUGUGUUGUUUAAUUGUGGUCUCUUUUGAUCUGUUGGCGAUUAACUGUCAUUGGUAAUUAAUUUCGUGUGCCCCGAUCAAUGGCUUCUACGAGCUACUCUGUGUCUCAAGCUCCUGACACUGAGAUGAAAGGAACUUUGUGUAAAUGGGCCAAUUACAUGAGAGGGUAUCAAAAGAGAUGGUUUGUCUUAUCAAAAGGGCUUUUGUCAUAUUACAGCUCUGAAGCUGAGGUAUCUCAGAAUUGCCGAGGAUCAAUCAAGUUGGCAUCCGCAAUCAUUUAUAAACAAGAUAAUAUACGUUUUGUGGUUCAAAAUGGUGAUCAAGUUUUCCACUUAAAGGCUAAGAAUGAACAACAAAGGCAAAAUUGGAUGACAGCUUUACAAUGUUCUAAAAUGCUGGCUAAUCGUCUUCAAGAAUCAGAAGAUGAAUAUUAUCAGAAACACAUUAUCAAUUCUAAAAAAACUGAUCGCUCUCUUCAAUUUUUAGAACCUUUGACUGCUAAACUCAAUGAUUUAACAAAUUUCAACGAGCUCAUCAUUAAACAUGGAAGCGCCUUACACAAGUCUCUUGUUGCCUUGGAGUCUAUUGAAAAUCCCGCUGAGGCUAUUAAACACUGCAAAAGUAUAAAUGAGAAAUCAACAGUUUUCCGUGUAACUACCAUUCCAAUGUUGAAACAUUGUGACGACUUUGUGACACUUGCGAGAACAGCAACCAAGAAAAUGGAAAAACUUUUAAACCAUGAAAGGGAAGCUCGUACCAGUUUGGAGGUUGUUUGUGCUCAAUUGGCCAAACAGUAUUCACAACUCGAAGAAAGAGUCCAAAAAGAGUAUGCUAAUAAGAACAACACUGGUGGUGUUAGCUCAGAUGAAGAUGAAUUUUUCGAAGAUGCUGUAACUGAUUUCGAGGUUCCUGUGCCUGGUAAAGCUCUGCGAGCGAGUAGCCAGGAUUAUAGUGAAAACAAUUGUGAAACAGUUUCUAAUUAUCAUGAUGAUUCGUCUGGUGGAGAUGAUUUACUCAGUGACGAAGAAACAGAGGACUCUCCAACUUCUGCUUCAGCCAUUGGGGUGAGAGUGAGAAAGAAUAAACAGAAAAGUUUGAUAACGAAUGAAGAAUCUAAUGUGGAUGCUUCAACAAGCAUAGAGAAAACUCUAGCUGAUAAUGAUUCAGUUAAAUCAACAAGUGUUCCAGGCACACCAAGUAGUGUCGUAGUGAAGGAAUUUGGCUUUGAUGAAGACUUAAAACCACCAACAUUAGAUCCUAAACGUCGUACAAAGAUACCUGAAAGACCGAAUCAAAGUUUAAAUUUAUGGUCUUUCAUGAAGAACUGUAUUGGUAAAGAGUUGACGAAAAUUCCUAUGCCUGUUAACUUUAAUGAGCCUCUGUCAAUGUUACAACGAUUAACCGAAGACUUUGACUAUGCUCAUUUACUCCAUAAAGCAGCAACAAUCAGCGAUAGUUGUGAUCAAUUAGUUUAUGUCGCUGCAUUUUGUGUCUCCAGUUAUGCAUGUACAGGUAUCAGACUGAACAAACCAUUUAAUCCUCUUCUAGGAGAAACUUAUGAAUGUGAUAGAACAUCUGAUUUGGGAUGGAAGAGUAUAACCGAGCAGGUGAGCCACCACCCCCCUAUGUUAGCACUUCAUUGUGAAGGUAAAGGUUGGAAAUGCUGGAGUGAAUUUGGUUUAUCAAGUAAAUUUCGAGGAAAGUAUUUACAAGUGAAUCCAGUGGACAUAAGUCACCUCGAGUUUCCAGAGCAUGGUUAUCAUUAUACUUGGCACAAAGUCACUACAACCAUUCACAACAUUAUCGUUGGUAAACUUUGGGUGGAUAAUCAUGGAGAUAUGGUGAUUACUAAUCACACAACUGGUGAUAGAUGCCUCUUGAAAUUCAUACCUUAUAGUUACUUUUCACGAGAUAUUCCUAGAAAGGUAACUGGUAGUAUUAUUGACGCUCAAGGUGAACCACGUUGGGUUAUACAAGGGACAUGGGACAAUCGAAUCGAAGCAGCCCAAGUACAUCAUAAACGACGAUCUCAAAAGGGAAAGUCAAUCUAUGAAACAACAUCACCCAAAGUGGUCUGGCAAAGGAUUUAUCCUCCGUCUGAAUAUGAAAGAAUGUAUAAUUUAACUGCUUUAGCUAUUCAAUUGAAUGAACCAGAAGAAGGAGUAGCUCCAACCGAUAGUCGACUCAGACCAGAUCAACGAUUAAUGGAAGAAGGUAAAUGGGAUGAGGCUAAUCAAGUGAAAGGAUUACUGGAAGAAAAACAAAGAUCGACCCGGAGAAAGAGAGAGGAAGAAGCUGCUACUAAUCCAGAAGCUGAAGUUUCUUAUGCACCAUCUUGGUUCAAGCUUCAAAUCGACCCGAUUACGAAUAAUCCAGUCCAUGUUUAUAACGGUGAUUAUUGGCAGUGCAAACAGAAACAAGAUUGGUCUCGGUGUCCAGUGAUAUUUAAUUGUGAUAAAGAAAAUGACUUAAAGUCAGUAUCAGCAAUAGGAACAAGUGAAUAAGAUUAAAUCAGUUGAUCAACAAAGUUAUUUUUGACUUAAUGUGCCUAUUGAUGCUUACCCAAUGACCGUGACUACUUUUCUGCUCAUCAAAUUAAGACAUCAAGAGUAGCGUAACACAUUAGAUUACCGAUUAAUGGAUCUUUGUUUUCUAAUUGCCUACCAAUGCUUUCAUAACAUCUACAAAUUUUUACGCAUUUCAUCGGCUAGAAGAUUUAAUUCAAGAAGCGAUUGUUGAUUUCUAAUAUCAGACAUAAUUAUUUACCUUUAAUUCGGGCGUUUUUGAACUUUAUUUGAGCAGUUCUUUGCUAUCAAGUUUCUCAAUUUAUUGAUCCAAUCAUGCGAUAAAUUUAGCGAUGAAACACCAAACAUUCACUUGGACUGAAGAUUUGAUCCAAUAUUCUUCUAACUUUGCCACAUCUUCAGAAAAGUUGGUUGAGUUGAAACGACUCACAAAUGUACCAAUCGAUUAUACUCUUGAAAUGAGUUUCAAUGCUUCAUGGAUUAUAACUCAUUGAAUAUUUAUUUUAAUGGUUAGAUUAUUUAUAUUUAUUUGUCUUGGGAUCAAGUCUCUCUUAAUUUUUUAAAUUGCUGUGAUUCUUCAUUUCUAAGCAUUUCUAAUUGUUGCUGUUAUGGAUCCUAGUUUCAAUACCACGAUGAAGUUAUAAUAUUUUACUGAAUCGUGAUUCAAGAAAUCGAAUCAUUUCCAGACCAACAUUGGACUAAUUGUUAUAAAAGAUGAAAGGAUUAAGAAAACCAACAUACAUUCUCAUGUUGAUCUUAAGAUGAUCUUUGAUUGAAAAUAUCUUCUGUGCAAGGAAACAUCUAGUCUCACUAAUAUGUUUUUCUUAAUUAUAUAAUUUAUUGUACCUUCUGCAUCCUUUAAUUCAAAUCGCUUUGAUUACUGUUUUUUUAAUUCAAACAAAAACCUCAAGAAAUAUUAAAAUUAAUAGUUGUAUAAGA